UAUACAUUGAUAAUAAAUUUGGACUAUUAAAACAUUUGUUAUGUACGUGACGUUACACACUUGUGUUCUUGUCCUCGCCUUCUGCGUGUUAUGUGAGGCAGGAUUGCCACCAAUGCUACUACCACCACCACCGCCGCCCCACCACAUCCCGUGUCCACCUUGGCACAAUUCGCCUUUUCACAAGCUGGGUGGAAACUUGUUUGGAAAUGGUAUGAACUUGGGCUGGAAGGGAGCCGGUUGGCAGGGAGGAGGCUUCGAUAGUGGAAAUAUGGGAUGGGGCAACAAUUUCAACAACUUCCCCAUGAAUGGCGAACAAAAUGGUGGAGGAGGGAUGGGAUUUGACCACAACAAUGUCAAUCCUGGCUUCGGAAGUUACCAAUACUACCAGUACAACUUCGAUCCCAUGCAAGGAAGUGGAGACCUUAGUGGUCCACAUGUGGUUGAUCCCGGCUUUGGAUACAACCAGGAUUCUUGGUCAAACGGAUGGAACACAAAGGGCGGACAGGGCACAAACGGAAACUGGAAUACACAGGGCACAAACGGAAACUGGAACACACAGGGCACAAACGGAAACUGGAACACACAGGGCACAAACGGAAACUGGAACACACAGGGUGGACAGGGCAUGAACGGAAACUGGCCAGGUGGGUCAGUGCCUGUUGAAAAGCUCCUACCGCAAGGAGUAGCGGAACUACCCAAAGGCCGAGUAGUGUGGGAUUGGAACGAACCUGGGCUAGCUGACAGCAUCGCAAUAAACCCACAGUCACACUAGAAAUCAUUACUUUCUUCAAUGGACUUCACGGGGUUACAGUGUGCCAGCCAGGGUUACUUCAAUAUAGUGUGUUCUUUAUUUAUUGUAGGUAGUUUUAUAGUUAAAGUGAUACCACCUUUCUUGAAUUGUCACGUUAAUAUAU
Mya arenaria is the source of this 914-nucleotide messenger RNA. RefSeq names its product N66 matrix protein-like. The transcript has 5 exons. Lineage: Eukaryota; Metazoa; Mollusca; Bivalvia; Myida; Myidae. The record is from RefSeq and is a predicted model, not a curated record. The coding region runs from base 41 to 772 and encodes 243 amino acids.